UUCUUUAAUAUAUGGUUGGUAUAUUUUUUAAUACAUGGUUGAUACAUUUUCAAGUACAUUUCCAACACACAAAUUUAUGUUCGAUAUCUCUCUACGAAGCUUUACUCGUGAAAGCAAUAUUAUUUAAUCACGCUUUGCCCUUUCUUAAAUGUUCAAGAGGUAUAAAUACCCUUGUGAUAAAUGAUUCUCAUCGCUGACAUUUCGUCCGCAUAGCGAUGCGCGCGAGAUACGACUCCGUGCCGAUGUGCUGAUCAGCUGAUCAGACAUGCUUCUAUUCGAAAACUCGAGGCAGAAUUUGCAGCUUAUUGUUUUACGUCGCGAUACAUGAGCUUCCUGUAAGGAUCAGCGCCUGUGACAAUUAUUGACGGAGGCUGAUCACCUCGAGUAUUGUGCAAAAAUGACACAAGAACUGUCCGGUGUAACAAUAGUGAUAUUUAUAGCGGCGGGCGUUUUGACGAUACUGCUGCUGUUCAUCUUCGCGAAACGACAGAUCAUGAGAUUCGCUCUGAGAUCUCGUCGAGGACCCCACGUUCCUAUAGGGCACGAUGCGAAAAAGUCCUUAAAGAAGGAGAUUGAGAGAAGAAUAGAGGUGAUACCUAGAAUUCAGUAUGAACCACAACUCAUCAGUGAUCCUAGGUACAUCCUGACUCCAGGGAGUCAAGCUCCGCCGCAUUAUUACAGGCUGAAAGCGGUGGACGAUGUGAAGACCUUGGAAGCAGAGAUCACCAAGUACGACAAUUGUCUGAAGAGACAUCCUUCGGAGAACCUGAGGGCAUACCUGCUCACCACACUGGCCACUCCGUUGAACGGAAGUGGCCAACGCCUGAUUCACCAGUUCUGCGACUUGUACGAGCACGCAAGGCACGAUCCUACUGAGUUCGGUGACGAGGAAUAUCAAGUGUACACUCGCCUGUAUCUGAAGUUGAUGGAUGCGGCACGUUUACUGAAGUCAUAUCCGAGCAGUAGAAAGUCCAGCCCUAGUCGCACGCCGAUCAAGAAAAGCGUGGAGACAAAGAGAAAUAUUCUGGAACCCAGAAUGCGUCCGCCCGAGGAACAAAUUUUGACCGGUUCCAGGCCGAAUACUCUAACGGUAAUGACGUUAGACAACAGCGAGACGUCCGUGUAGCAUUAUGAGUGUCGUCACAUACAACAUAUGUGACGAGGAAAUUGUAGAUAGGUAUGAUACCGAUAUAAUUUGCAUCAAGUUCUACGUGUAAAUGAAACAUACGAUUUAGUUGGGAAUUGUUAAUAUGCAUUUUUUUACUUUUAAGCACACUUAAGAUCGUUAUUUUGUUCGAGGAGUAUUAUCAGUAUUAUCAAAUAAUACAUUUUGUAGGCAAGCUAGUAUGCUUCUUUCCGCAACAUUUCUUUGAUACACCUGUUUAUAUAAAUUUACUUUUAUACGUAUGCGUGGUGACGCCUUAUAAAAUAGUUCUCACACUUUGCUUAGGUAUCAUAAGAUAUUGAAAAGCACUGAUGUAUAUAAGAACAGUGUAGAUAUGAUUGAGAAUUAGCUAAUUAGCUAAUUAGUAAUAGAGCAGAAUUUUUUAAAGUCUUUUGUCACGUGCAAGCGCUUUUAAAGCACUUAUCUUACAUGUAAUGUUUGACAUGCUCUAGCAUUGUCAGUGAUUUUUUAAUAUAAUUAAUUUCCUUGUCAGUUAUAAAAUUCAGAUAAUUCAGUAUUACAUUUUAAAUACAGUUUUAAAUUUUAAAUACAAUUUUAAAUAGAGUUGAUCGCACGGAUCUAUACAUAUCUCUAAAUACAAUUUAGAAAUAACUCUGAAAUAAUUAAAUAUACCGAAGUGUUCCGUUCGUCUUUUCAUUCCUCUUCAAUACUUACGUGUUUUAAUAAUGAGUAAUUAGCAUAUCCUUUUCUACACGUUACCGUUGUAAACAAAACAUUUUUACAAUUUGACCAAUUGAAUGCUAAUUAUGCAA
Messenger RNA from Ooceraea biroi (clonal raider ant), 1938 nucleotides. RefSeq lists its product as uncharacterized. NCBI's taxonomy places the organism in Eukaryota, Metazoa, Arthropoda, Insecta, Hymenoptera, Formicidae. The record is from RefSeq and is a predicted model, not a curated record.